AUGACCAACGUCGCCACGCUGAUAGCAAGGGAUUUUGUGUACAGCACCGACUCGAUUGGGUGCCAGUUGCAAGGCUUCUUGGUUCAGAUGUUCAUGCCAGCGGAUGCGUUAUGGACUCUGGCGAUGGCCGUGAAUGUCUACUUGACGUUCUACCAUAAAUACGAUUCGGAGAGGCUACGCAAGAUGGAAGUUUGGUACUUUUUGCUUUGCUAUGGGAUACCAUUCAUCCCAGCACUUACAUUUAUAUUUGUCUCAGCUCCUGGAAGGGGGCGUAUGUAUGCGGAUGCCGCCCUGUGGUGCUGGAUUGCGGGGAAAUGGGAUGUAUUCCGUAUUGCCACUUUCUACGGCCCCGUAUGGCUUGUGAUUCUGGCCACCUUCUUCAUUUACCUACGAGCAGGGCGGGACAUCUACAACAAGCGCAGGCAACUGCGUUACUUCUCCAGCAGUCAUGAUCCUGAACCUCUUACGAUGGAUGACCCGUUCUCAUCCAAGACGACCGAGGUCAUGGUCACCACUGAGGAGGCAAGUAAUGGACAGGAAGGUAUCGACCUUGUAACACUCGAUCGAGACAACACCGAGGCUGGUCCUUCACAGCCGUCGCAAGGCGGCGCAUACUCCGUAACGAUAUCGUCGAGUGUGCGUCGUGACCCAGGUUCACAUGCCGAAUUCAGCCUUCCCGUUCAAAGCAAUGUACAGAUACAAGAGCCUUCUACAGCACGACCUGGCCGCCAAAAGCGCAGGGCCAACUUCGAAGCCAACAACGCAGCGUGGUCUUAUGCGCGGUGCGCUAUUCUCUUUUUCACAGCCAUUCUGAUCACCUGGAUUCCGUCUUCAGCCAACCGAGUGUAUAGUGUGGUACACACUGGUCAGGCGUCUCUGGUGUUGGAACUCAUGAGCGCCAUCGUCUUGCCUCUGCAGGGUUUCUGGAACGCCGUGAUCUACAUCACAACCUCGUGGUCCGCAUGCAAGUACUUCUUUUCGGAGCUAGGGCAUCACACGCGGCGCCCCAGCAGCACGCAGCUCACUGGCGACUACAACGACAGGAGAAAUACAGCCUUCAAGAUCCCCAGCCUUAAGGGGAGAACAAAUUACGAGACGGAGAGCAUGACGGAACUAGCGACUCCUACGAGGCCGAACUCGAAUGAUGAGCCAAAAGGAAGCAUGUAG
This is a messenger RNA of Neoarthrinium moseri, 1167 nucleotides long. RefSeq lists its product as uncharacterized. Lineage: Eukaryota; Fungi; Ascomycota; Sordariomycetes; Amphisphaeriales; Apiosporaceae. Gene Ontology annotation, cellular component: plasma membrane. The record is from RefSeq and is a predicted model, not a curated record. Gene Ontology annotation, molecular function: G protein-coupled receptor activity. The transcript is spliced from 3 exons. Gene Ontology annotation, biological process: adenylate cyclase-activating G protein-coupled receptor signaling pathway; cell surface receptor signaling pathway. Bases 1 to 1167 code for a protein of 388 amino acids.